AUAGUUUCUUCUUCUUGACUUUAGGGAAAGUCCUGAACUCUUAAGAGGUAUGGGACUGAGUGCCUGUGCACCCAGAAAAAAGUCUGAGAUGGAACUACAGCUGCAGUCAAGGUUAUAAGUAUACUUCCAAGGAUCACGGAUUGAGAACCAGCUUACAAGCUCCCCAUGUUGGCACCAUGAAAGAUUUCGUAUGGAUACUCAUUGUUAUUGCAAUAGCGAUGGUGUUCCCAAUAUUGUUUUUUAUUAGAGAAAACCCCUUUGAUACUGCAAGUUUCCUGUCUUUGCAGGAAAAGGAGCUGGUAGCUUGGCAGAGAGCCCAGAUGCAGAUCAGCUCUAGGAGAACAAACCACCUGGAAACCUUCAGAGAUAUGCAGAAAAACUCAGAACCACUCAAAAACGUGAAUUCCUGCAUCUUGAUUGGAGCUGCCCCUGUGAAAAAAAGACUGCUGACCAUAGGGAUUUCCUCAGUGCAGCGUCCCCAAAGGAGCUACCUCUUGGACACUCUGCAAUCUCUCUUUUAUUCUUCCUCCUUAUCUGAGCAGAAACACUUCAUUGUUCUGGUACACUUGGCAGAUCCUGAUCCCAUGUGGUGUGGUCAAAUGAUCUCCAAUAUCUCAACCAUUUUUAAACCAUAUAUCCAGGCCAGCCAGCUAGUAGUGAUUAACAUGCCUCUUAAAAGCUAUCUUCCCUUGAAGAAACUUAAGAAGAACUUUAAUGGCACUACUGCCUAUGUAGCUUUCCAUUCCAAGCGGAACAUGGAUUAUGCCUUCCUCAUGAACUUUGCUACCAACCACUCUGACUAUUUCCUGAUGAUUGAAGAUGAUGUGAAAUGUGUCCCUGGAUUUGUCACCCAGAUAGCUACUACAGUGUCUGCCUGGGAAAACAAACCUUGGGUGACUCUGGAAUUCUCUCCGUUGGGCUUCACUGGAAAACUCUUUCGUACUAAAGACCUCCCUUGUUUUGUUAAUUUUCUUCUUCUCUUCUACCAAGAAAUGCCCUGUGACUGCCUCCUCUCCCAUUUUCAUGAUCUCAUGCAGCAAACACCAGUCCAGUUCCUCCCUUCCCUCUUCCAGCACAUGGGCAAUUAUUCCUUCUUUGAAGGCAAAUUCAAUAGUCUCAAAGAUAAAGAGUUUGAAGAGGAUGACAUUAGUUCUCCCAACAACCCUGCUGCCUCCAUCUAUACUAGCCUGAAGGCUACCAAUGACUCUGUUCCUAUGAAUGCCUAUAGCUUGAAUAAGAAUUUCUUUUAUGCCAAGUCAGCAGAGGUUGGAAGCCAUCUGACUGUGGUUUUGGACUCACCUGCUGAAGUGUUCCGAGUUCAAGUGUUGACUGGCCCUGACCUAAAAGGUGAAAAUCAGCUGAAAGAGGGACAAAUAGAACUUGGCUAUGCUUCUACUAAUCAGAUCAAUGACUGUGAUGACUACAUUCUGCUGGGACUACUGUUUGAAGUACAACCUUUUGCACUUCUGGUAAGAUGUCAGACCUCCAGACCUGGACUGAGGGCCUCAAUUCCAGAGUCAGGGCUGUAUGUCUCCCUGCACUUUUCCAGCCUUGCAAACACAUUCCUGGGUCAGAGAGGUACUGCCCAUGAGAAAUCAGGCUGCGGGAGUGUUUCUGAAAAGGCCGGGUGUCAUACUGGGGUCACCUGGUUGAGUGCACCUUGCAACUCCGAUGGGCCCCAGCUGAGGAGUUGUGGGCCUCCUGCUUGCUUUGGAAAUCCCAAAGUGGGGAGCCAAGCUAGCUCUGUCAGAAGGAAGCAAACAGCAACUGGAUGGAUUUUCAAGCAGUUGCUAGGCCAUACCCCAUCAGGGCUUCCCGGGAGAAAAGGACAAAUUUUGGCCUCUAGGCCCAGCAUUCAGGUGGACCUACAAGGUGUUUUCCACGCAGGAUCCAAGAACAUUCCAGGCACACCUAAGCUCACUAGCUCUCUCCUGCACAGGAACAUGAAGGAACAGAUGUAUGGAGGUUGCUUUGAGGUUCCCAAGGACUGUGGGAGCCCUCCCGAGGCACACGGCAUCAGAGGCCUUUGCCCCUGA
Cervus elaphus (red deer) is the source of this 2036-nucleotide messenger RNA. RefSeq names its product alpha-1,6-mannosyl-glycoprotein 4-beta-N-acetylglucosaminyltransferase-like. Gene Ontology annotation, biological process: protein N-linked glycosylation. Gene Ontology annotation, molecular function: acetylglucosaminyltransferase activity. Bases 177 to 2036 code for a protein of 619 amino acids. Lineage: Eukaryota; Metazoa; Chordata; Mammalia; Artiodactyla; Cervidae. The transcript is spliced from 6 exons. The record is from RefSeq and is a predicted model, not a curated record.